UCACAGCCUUCCUUUCAGCGCUUGUUCUCUUCCCUUCGUGUAGGUGGGACAGUUCAUUCAAAGAUGUGCAGGAAAUAGGAGAGGACAAGAACAGUUACAAGAAACUGACUCAAGGCCUGACCAAAUAUGGACUUAUUUUGCCCAAGAAAACACCACAGAAAACUCUUGUUACAAAGAAACCUUCAGUAUUUGCAGACGACUCGGAGGAGGAGACCUCUGUGGGUGAGAGUCUUCAAAAAGAAGCACUGAAAAAACAAGUGAUGAAGCAAACUAAAUUAGAGAUUCAAAAGGCCUUGGCAGAAGACUCUACAGUUUACGAAUAUGACAGUAUUUAUGAAGAAAUGCAGCAGCAGAAGAAAGAAAGUGAUGCCAAAGUGUUGUCAGGAAAAGAUGACAAAAAGCCAAGGUACAUCCACAGUAUCCUCAAAGCAGCUGAGAUAAGAAAGAAGGAAGAAGAAAAACGAAUGGAUAGAAAAAUUCAGAAAGAGCGUGAAAUGGAAGGAGGAGAGUUUGAUGACAAGGAGGCUUUUGUAACAUCAGCCUAUAAGAAAAAGCUGCAAGAGAGGGCCGAGGAAGAGGAAAGAGAGAAAAAAGAGGCAGCGCUGGAAGCAUGUCUGGAUGUAACCAAGCAGAAGGAUCUCAGUGGAUUCUACAGACAUCUUUUAAACCAGCAGGUUGGGGAAGAAGAGAUGCCCAAAUGCAGCCUUCGUGAAGCCAGGAUAAAGGAGGAAAAAUCUAGCAGUACUUCUGAUGAAGCCAGCCAAAGGAACAGAAUUCCAGAGGAUGGACUACAACUCAAAACCACUCCUAAGGCAAAGGACAAGGAUAAUCCAGAUGCGGACACUGAUUUAGAAAGUGAGAGCAGUGAUGAUGAGAGAAAAUAUAAAAACACCAAAGUUCAUUCUAAAAAGAAGGAAAGUCGAGACAGUUCUGCAAGCAGCGGGGAAGAUCCCCAGCAUCACAGGAGCCGGAAGCACUCCACGUCAUCAAGAUCAUCCAGUGAUGAAGGAGGUCACCAUGCAAAAGCCCAGUCAAAUCAUCCUCGGAGAGAAGAGAGUGGGACAGGUAGAAGGGAAAGCGAUGAACAGUACAGGGAAACCAAUUACGAGAGAAGAGGCAGGGCCCAGGAAAAGGAUCACCAAAGGAAAAAGGAAGACCAGCACAGAUAUGGAGAUCAUAGCAGUAAAGAUAGCUACAGAAAGAGGGAAGAGCAGGAGGACAAACGUAGAGGGAGAGAUAGAAAAGAGAGAGAAGGAUAUGACCGAGAAUGGAGAAGAGAGAAGGAGAGGGAAGACAAGCAUGCAGAAAGGGAGCGAGAAAAAGAGAGGUUAAGAAAUGGCAGAGACGGAUACAGUGAGAGAGAAAGGGAGAGAGGGGGGAAAUGCAGAGAGAAGGAGGAACCUGCAAAGGAGAAGAAAGAGCGAGAUGAUAAAAGUGAAAAGAAACACAGGGACAGGAAGGAGAGCAGUCCUAGAGCCUUCGAACGAGACAGCCAGCCUGAUCCUGAAAGAGAGCGGGAGAGGGACGAUGAAGGAGCCUCGAGCUCUGAAAAGCGCAGGGCUGAAGAGGGAGGGCUAAGCGAGGCGAAAGAGCAGACGGAGAAGCCGUCAGACGGUGUGAACAAAUUCGCCAAGCGGAGCAGCGAGGAGACAGUGACGUUGGCAAGGGACCGUUAUUUGGCUCGGCAAAUGGCACGAGUUAGCACAAAAUCCUACGUAGAGAAAGAAGAGGAUUAGCUCCAUUUCAGUGGGUAAAAAAGAGAUGGUAGACUCUCGCUGGUGAGAAAAUCGCUACAUCAGGGACUCUGCCUCCAAGUAAAGUUUUCCCUGGCUGCUUCCUGGGGGUUUUGUAACAUCCAUGCAAAUUUAGUAAAACAACUUUUUUUUGGAAUAUGUAAGUAGUUAAUUCAUUUUGUGCCUGCAUUUGGUCAGUUGUAGAGGGAAGAUGUUUAAUUUUGCUGGUUCUGUUCAUGUUGGCUUUCAACAUCCUGUCCCCCUGUGUCAUUGAGACCGGGCCACUCCUAUAGAGGCUAAACCGAGACAGGUAAGAAUACCACAGUCCCUGCUAUCAUAUAAUCCCUGUGACCGCUUGUAACAGCAGCAACUCUGCUGAAGCAACAGCAUGCUUAUUAAAAGACAUCACUGUUCAGAGAAGUUGACAAAGAUUGAGGGAAACACAAAACUAAACGUUGGGAAAAUGCAGAAAAAAAAUCCAAAAUUAUAAUUUAGCAGAACCCCGUAUAUAUGGGGUUUUUUCAUAUUGACCUAUUGAAAAUGUGGGGUUUGGUUUUGUUUCUAGAGCUUGAUGUAUGGAAAUAACUAAAUAAAAUGUACAUUCUGUACUAU
Alligator sinensis (Chinese alligator) is the source of this 2345-nucleotide messenger RNA. It is a transcript of the gene NSRP1, whose product is annotated as nuclear speckle splicing regulatory protein 1. The transcript is spliced from 7 exons. Gene Ontology annotation, biological process: regulation of alternative mRNA splicing, via spliceosome. The record is from RefSeq and is a predicted model, not a curated record. The coding region runs from base 261 to 1736 and encodes 491 amino acids. Lineage: Eukaryota; Metazoa; Chordata; Crocodylia; Alligatoridae.